GUUUGAAAGCCAUGUAUAUAAACACUUGCUAUGUUGAUUUCAGAGCCUCGUGCUCUAAAACUGCCACUGAAGCUUGUUACAGCAAGUAGAAUUGCAACAAACCCUCUUUCUCUGCUCAUUUCUUUGUCUUCUUUUUGCACCAAAACCUUAGAACAAGCAAAGGAAGAGGAGAAGAAGAAGCGGAAGAAGGAGGAAGAGACCCUCAAUUUGUUUUUGCAUGAUAUAAGAAGAACAAUGUCUACGGAUCUCAAUGAUUAUAAAAUCAUUAAGGAAGGAGAAGCUGAGAUUCUUAUGCACGCAAAGAAUGAAGUCUUUUAUAACAAAACUCAGGUUAAUAACAGGGAUAUAUCAAUUGCUGUUUUGAGAACAUUUAUAUCCAAACGUAAGCAAGAGCAUGAAGCAUUUUUGUCCAAGAGAACAAAAGGGGCACAAAAAGUAUCUGAAAAUGAUGCUUCUGAAAUGGUUGUGGAGGAAUUGCCACACAAAACUACACCAGAAGAUCAUAAGUCUAAUGGCGAAUGUGAAGUAGAGGAAGAGAUAUCUCCAGAAGAACCAUGCAGUACCAUGGAAGGUUCAGUCAAGAUCACUGAAGAAUGCAGCACUACAGAAGGGCCAAUGGAUCUUAAGGAAAGAAAAGGAAAGAGGGAACUGAUGCCGCCAAGAGUUCUUGAGGCCUUGUCUGCUUCUGGGUUAAGGGCUCUCAGAUAUGCUCGUGAAGUAGAAGGGAUUGGUCAGGUUGUUGCUCUGGACAAUGAUAAAGUUUCUGUUGAAGCUUGCAGAAGGAACAUCAAAUUCAAUGGUUCAGUUGCAGUUUCAAAGGUGGAGUCCCAUCUUGCUGAUGCUCGUGUAUAUAUGCUAACCCACCCUAAAGAAUUUGAUGUGGUUGAUCUUGAUCCUUAUGGUUCGCCUUCUGUUUUUCUGGAUUCAGCAGUUCAAUCUGUUGCUGAUGGAGGUAUGCUUAUGUGUACUGCAACAGAUAUGGCUGUUCUCUGUGGGGGAAAUGGGGAGGUCUGCUAUUCAAAAUAUGGAUCAUACCCACUGAGAGGGAAAUAUUGCCACGAAAUGGCCUUGAGGAUUGUUCUGGCUUGCAUUGAGAGUCAUGCGAAUCGUUACAAGCGGUAUAUUGUUCCUGUGUUAUCUGUUCAGAUGGACUUCUAUGUUCGUGUUUUUGUUCGCAUAUACACUUCUGCCAGUUCUAUGAAAAACACUCCCCUAAAGCUUUCAUAUGUUUAUCAAUGCACUGGUUGUGAUUCUUUCCACCUACAGCCCAUUGGGAGGACCAUUUCCAAGAAUACUAGCGUCAGAUAUUUGCCUGGCUAUGGUCCUAUUGUUCCUCAAGAAUGCAGUGAUUGUGGGAAAAAAUUCAAUAUGGGUGGCCCUAUAUGGUCUGCUCCUAUCCAUGACCAAGAAUGGGUCGCUUCUAUACUAUCAGAUGUGAAAUCUAUGAAGGAGAGGUAUCCUGCUUAUGACCGCAUAUCAGCUGUGUUGACUACAAUUUCAGAGGAAUUGUCAGAUGUUCCCUUGUUUUUGAGUCUGCACAACCUCUGUGCAACCCUUAAAUGCACUUCUCCAUCAGCAAUUAUUUUUCGUUCUGCUGUGAUCAAUGCGGGCUAUCGUAUUUCAGGAACUCAUGUUAAUCCACUAGGGCUUAAAUCAGAUGCACCCAUGGAUGUUAUUUGGGAUAUAAUGCGUUGCUGGGUAAAACAACAUCCUGUGAAAGCUCAGCCAGCAGAUCAACCAGGAAGUAUCAUACUUGCCAAGGAACCUGUUCUUCAGGCUAAUUUUGCUCGAGCAGUAGCAUCUCUUAGCAAGGCACAAGCUAAGAAGGUUGCACGCUUUCUUCCAAAUCCUGAAAGACACUGGGGUCCAAAACUUAGGGCAGGACGUCAAAUUACUAGCAAGCAUGUCUCUCUUUUGGGUCCAGCAGCAAUUAAUGGAGCUCUCAACCAGGAAGACAAUGAAGAACCUAUAAGUAAGAGGCCGAAGACUGAAGAUAAUAUUACAUCUUAGCUCCCAAAAUGAGGUUCUUGGAAUUAAUUUUCAUAAAUCUAGAGGUCCUGGAAUUCUAUAUUUUUGGUCACUCAGGAAAUCCCAUUUGUUUUCACUAAGCUUUGCACAUAGAGUGAGCUGAGUGAGAGAACUAGAUAAUGUGCCUUGUUUCUCAAUUAUCAGUUAUGCAAAAUGCUGUGGCAAGAUUAAGGCACUUUGCAUCAAAUUAGUUAUUUGAAUCUGGCAUUAUUUUUUUUUUGGUUCUAGAAAUUGUAUUUGUGUGGAAUAAUAUAUUUUUUUUCAGUGAAUUUGUAUUUCGUGUUUAAUAUAGUUGAAGUUCCAAUUUUGACUUGCAUGGGAAUGUUUUUCUGCAAAGAAGUAAAAUAACAACGGGAAUAAUAUUUCUCGUGCAAGAUGGAGAUAAUUUUGUCUCCUGCACUCACAUUAAAGUGAUGGGAUUGAUUCCGUUUUUUCUCUCUCGGACUCUUCUCCUUAUAGGGCCUCAUUCACUUUGAUACGAGUGCAGGAGAUAAAGUUAU
This is a messenger RNA of Gastrolobium bilobum, 2528 nucleotides long. RefSeq names its product tRNA (guanine(26)-N(2))-dimethyltransferase 2-like. Bases 31 to 2010 code for a protein of 659 amino acids. Gene Ontology annotation, biological process: tRNA N2-guanine methylation. The record is from RefSeq and is a predicted model, not a curated record. Lineage: Eukaryota; Viridiplantae; Streptophyta; Magnoliopsida; Fabales; Fabaceae. Gene Ontology annotation, cellular component: nucleus. Gene Ontology annotation, molecular function: RNA binding. The transcript is spliced from 12 exons.